This is a messenger RNA of Anastrepha ludens (Mexican fruit fly), 1522 nucleotides long. RefSeq names its product ATP synthase lipid-binding protein, mitochondrial (gene ATPsynC). The record is from RefSeq and is a predicted model, not a curated record. Gene Ontology annotation, biological process: proton motive force-driven ATP synthesis; proton transmembrane transport. Gene Ontology annotation, molecular function: proton transmembrane transporter activity. Bases 175 to 591 code for a protein of 138 amino acids. Lineage: Eukaryota; Metazoa; Arthropoda; Insecta; Diptera; Tephritidae. The transcript is spliced from 4 exons.
AUCCAACGUCAAGCUCAAUUUGAUUCACCACCCGAAAGGAAGACAUCUGAGUCGUUCAUUCGUGAUUAAAUUUUACAAGACGUUCCACUGUUGAAAGGGUUUGUUCGAAAGCACCGUGAGCUAGCUUCAAUUUCUGGUUGAUCCACGUAGCAUCAUCAAAUUAAAAUAUACAAAAUGUUCGUGUCAACAGUCUCUCGUAUCGCCCCCGUCGCCAGGACUGCCCUCCUUAACGGCUCAAAGCAAUACUUGCGACCAUUGAGCAGCGCUGUGAUUAGCCAGAGUCAAUCCUUGGCCGCUCAGAACACAACCCCCGUUGCAUUACUGCCACAAAUCAGGUCAUUCCAGACCUCUCCAGUCACUCGUGACAUUGAUUCAGCUGCCAAAUUCAUUGGUGCUGGUGCUGCAACAGUCGGAGUCGCCGGUUCCGGUGCUGGUAUCGGAACAGUAUUCGGUUCCCUCAUCAUUGGUUAUGCCAGAAAUCCAUCGUUGAAACAACAGUUGUUCUCAUACGCUAUCUUAGGUUUCGCCUUGUCUGAAGCUAUGGGUCUGUUUUGUCUUAUGAUGGCCUUCUUGCUGCUCUUCGCUUUCUAAAGUGUUUGACAUUGAGAGAUUAUAAAUAACAGAAACAGCAACAACACCAGCUCCACCACUUUUUGUUUUUAAAAAACAUCCAAUAAUACAAACACUUAUUUAAGUUUAAAACGAAAAUAAAAAUACUAUGAUAAAAAAACUAAAAAUGUGCAGAAUACGUUGAACUAAAGCGAAUAUUAACAUUAUUGAAAACAGAAAAUGUAGAAGCAAGUCAAUUGCAAAUACAAUAUAUGGUAAUAAAAAGAGAUAUGCGCCGCAUCGGAUAUUCUACAGAUCGAAUGACAAGUUUAAGAAACCAUGUGCAAAUCAGAAUCGAAUAAGCUGUAUGGAAUAGUUCAGUCACAAUCGCAUAUAAAAGCAUCGUAGCAACAGGAAUCACAUUUUGAAAAGAACUGAAUAAAGAUAAUUCAAAAUACAUUAACCUGCUCUCGAGCAGCAGACGAUUUAAAUCUUUAAUAAGUGAAAAAAUAUACUGGAUUUUAUGGUCCGUCAUUAGAAAUGUGCACAUGUUUACUUUCUUAUCAUAUGAGCAAUACAGUUUGCAAAUCCCAUGAUAUGUGAGCCCUUGUUUGUCCUGUAUGCGCUCUCGUUAAACAACCAACAAAUGCAGGAAACAUGCGAAACAAUAAUGGAAUGCAGUGUGUAACUUAUACUGAUGCUAAAAGUUGAUUACUUAUUACUUACCGAUUUUGAUUUAUAUAUAUACAUACAGAUAUAUUUUUCGUGCAUGAGAUCACAACAUAUUGUUGCUGCGUACGCAUUUCUUAGAUAAUUACUAUAUAAGAACGAAUGAAAAGAAUUGAGUCUUAAGUAUAUACUACUUACACUGCUCAUUUAACUAUAAUAAUUUAUCCAUAGAUGCAUUCUAGAUUGUGACGUAAAUUAGGCAUUGAAUAAAAUCAAGAUGGAGUUCAUGAAUGGUUAAACAUAA